AGGAACGCGGAUGGGUUCAUCGACAUCGAGGAGCUGGGUGAGAUCCUGAGGGCCACUGGGGAGCCUGUCACUGAUGAGGACAUAGAAGACAUGAUGAAGGACUCGGACAAGAACAAUGACGGCCGCAUCGACUUUGAUGAGUUCCUGAAGAUGAUGGAGGGUGUGCAGUAA
This is a messenger RNA of Apaloderma vittatum (bar-tailed trogon), 171 nucleotides long. RefSeq names its product troponin C, skeletal muscle. Gene Ontology annotation, molecular function: calcium ion binding; enzyme regulator activity. The transcript has 2 exons. The annotation marks the transcript as partial. The record is from RefSeq and is a predicted model, not a curated record. Lineage: Eukaryota; Metazoa; Chordata; Aves; Trogoniformes; Trogonidae.